Molecule: messenger RNA, 1716 nt
Organism: Penicillium macrosclerotiorum
Lineage: Eukaryota; Fungi; Ascomycota; Eurotiomycetes; Eurotiales; Aspergillaceae
Product: flavin-containing monooxygenase
Exons: 6
Coding region: 1-1716 (571 amino acids)
Molecular function (GO): NADP binding; N,N-dimethylaniline monooxygenase activity; flavin adenine dinucleotide binding
Source: RefSeq, a predicted model, not a curated record
AUGACUACACCAUAUAGCUCACGUCUUCCGGUGGGAAACAAAGACUUCACUAAUGCAACGGUGGUCAUCAUUGGAGCCGGUAUCUCCGGCAUGAAUAUGGCUAUAGACCUCAUCAAACGAAACAAGUGUCGCAACUUCGUUAUAUUAGAGAAGAGCAGUAACAUAGGUGGCACAUGGAACGAUAACAAAUAUCCUGGGUGUUGCUGCGAUGUUUGGAGCGCUCUGUACAGCUAUUCUUUUGAGCAGAAAUCCAACUGGUCAAGAGAGUAUCCGGGUCAAGAGGAAAUAUACGCAUACCUCGUUGACAUCGCCGAAAAGCACGGGCUUUACAAGCACAUCCGGUUCAACUCUACCGUUGAAGAAGCUCGUUGGGAUGACAGCCAGUCAAAGUGGAACACCACAGUCAAAGUAACCGGUCAGAAAGAUAGCGAGUUCUCGAACUCCUACCUGAUCACUUCCGAGUUCCUCAUCUCGGCUGUCGGCCAGCUCAACGCACCCCAAACACCAAAUAUCCCUGGAUUAGAUGACUUCAACGGAAAGUUGAUGCACUCGGCACGAUGGGACUGGAGCUAUGACCUUGCCAAUAAAAAAAUUGCAGUCAUUGGGAAUGGGGCAACGGCGGCUCAGAUAAUCCCCGACAUCGCACCCAUAGCUUCUCAUCUGACUGUGUUUCAAAGAACUCCGAACUGGUUAAUUCCCCGUCUUGAUAAACCGGUCUCGUCUCUACAACGCGCUCUAUUGACCUAUGUUCCACCUUUGAGGUGGCGUAAACGUGCCUUACAAAUGGAAUACCGCGAGGCAUUUCACAGCGCCGUCUUUGACAGUGACUCGGAUUACGCUCAGAUGGUUCGGGACUGGUGCGAGGGAAUGCUCAAAAGCCAAUUGCCCAACAAGCCUGAACUCUGGGAGGCACUGACGCCUAAGUAUUCACCAGGCUGCAAACGUUUGAUUCUAUCCGAUGACUACUAUCCUGCCAUUGCGCGUGAAAAUGUUGAUCUUGAGACGCGCCCCAUCACACGCAUAACGGAGAAAGGUAUUGAGGUUGAGGGAGCCGGUGAACAGGAGUACGACCUGAUUGUGCUGGCCACUGGCUUUAGAACCGUCGAUUUCAUGUACCCGAUUCAAGUGUAUGGAUCAGGAGGCCGCCCACUAGCAGAGAUCUGGAAAAAUGGAGCGAGAGCCUAUUAUGGUGUCACGGUGGAAGAUUUACCCAACUUUGGAAUGUUUUAUGGACCGAAUACCAACCUCGGACAUAAUUCUAUCAUCCUUAUGAUUGAAGCUCAAUCUCGAUAUUUGAAUGCCUUGGUCGGCAAAAUCAUCCACGCUCGACGGAUGGGAAAGACACUUUCCUUAAAGCCAGCGCCAAAUGUGGUCGAGGAGUAUAAUGAAAGAAUCCAAGCUCUCUUACGGAAUAGCAGCUUUGCUGAUCCUAAAUGUAAUAGCUGGUAUAAGAGAGCCGAUGGAAUUAUCACUAAUAAUUGGUCUGGAACUGUUUUCGAUUAUCAACGAGAGCUAUCCAAGGUCAAAUGGGAAGACUAUGUUAUUGAAGGAUCCGGGCAGGAUACGAUUCUCAAUAAAAACUCUACUUAUAUCGGUCGGGUUCAUGAGGAGCUUUAUCUCAGCAACACUUCGCUUCUAUUUGGGGCCGCCGCUAGUGUGCUUGCGAUGGCAGGAGGCUAUAUUUUUGCUCGACCAAGGCUUGUCGGGGCACGUUGA